AUGUGCCCGGGUCACGGGCGGCUGGGUCACACUCCGAGCCCUGACCCCGGUCACACGCUGAGCCCUGACCCCAGUCACACACUAAGCCCUGACCCUGGUCACAUUCUGAACCCUGACCCAGGUCACACUCCGAGCCCUGACCCUGGUCACACGCUGAGCCCUGAUCCAGCUGCUUCCCAUAGAGUCCGCUGCCACCUGCACCACACCCCAGGCCCCGGGGGCUGA
Molecule: messenger RNA, 225 nt
Organism: Orycteropus afer afer
Lineage: Eukaryota; Metazoa; Chordata; Mammalia; Tubulidentata; Orycteropodidae
Source: RefSeq, a predicted model, not a curated record